Molecule: messenger RNA, 292 nt
Organism: Fulmarus glacialis (Northern fulmar)
Lineage: Eukaryota; Metazoa; Chordata; Aves; Procellariiformes; Procellariidae
Product: L-lactate dehydrogenase B chain
Exons: 2
Biological process (GO): carboxylic acid metabolic process
Molecular function (GO): oxidoreductase activity, acting on the CH-OH group of donors, NAD or NADP as acceptor
Source: RefSeq, a predicted model, not a curated record
GGUCUUUGUGAUGAGCUUGCUCUGGUUGAUGUUUUGGAAGACAAACUAAAAGGAGAAAUGAUGGACCUACAGCACGGGAGCUUGUUCCUUCACACUCACAAGAUUGUGGCAGACAAAGACUAUGCUGUCACAGCCAACUCCAAGAUUGUGGUAGUAACUGCAGGAGUUCGUCAGCAAGAGGGGGAGAGUCGUCUCAACCUGGUUCAGAGGAAUGUGAAUGUCUUCAAAUUCAUUGUUCCUCAGAUCGUCAAAUACAGCCCCAACUGCACCAUCCUGGUGGUUUCCAACCCAG